AUGCCGCCUUCUGCGCCGUUGGCACGCUACCAGGAGCCGGCCAGCGACGAUGGCCGAUUCGGGAACACUUACCUUCGCUGGACUCUCCUUCACACCCUGAUCGUGAUUACAUUGUGUUCCAUGCCUGUGUGGUUGCAUUUUGCCCUUCCAAAACAGGUCGCGUACGUCAAUGUAGGUGGAAUGGCUUUCUUCAGCGUGAUUUGGGUGAUGAUCGCAGGUAAUGCCAUUUUAAACUAUGUCCGGAUGACGAGAAAUACGAUCCCGGCAAAUCUGCCACAUUGUGCUGUGGUCGGGUCACAAGAAGAGUGUGGCCGCCGGUUUCGGCACAUUGUCAUCGUGCCGUGUUACCUUGACCCCAUCAAUGUACUUUUCGACUGCCUCGGUUCGCUCCUCUCGCAAAGGCACCCAGAGAGCUUGGUCGUCGUUGUGGCUUUUGAGAAGAAGACCCCCGAUCUGCAGCAGAAGAUCGAGACGGUGAGGACAGCCUUCCAGGGCCGCUUCGGCGAGUUGCUGCUCACGGUGCACACGAUUCAGUGGGCCAGGGAGAUCCCAGGAGGAUGCUCCAACAAGAACUUUGCCUUGCACACUGUCCAGCAACAUGUCUCGAUGGAUCCCAGAUAUCAGGAGACCUCCUAUACGGUUACGACCUGCGAUACCGACACCUUGUUUAGCCCGCAUUACUUCGAGGUGCUGGAGAAGGCGUACAACGAGGAGAACCCCCCUAGCUCGAGUCGACCGGUGAAGCUUUGCGUUUGGCAAGGUCCCCUGUUUUACAACUGGAACUUGGACCAGCGACCCUUCUUCAACCGCAUCACGGGCAUCAUGCGCUCGCUCAUGAUGCUAGGGGGCCUGAUCUCCUUCAACCUGAACCCCAUGUCCGUCUUCUCCUAUCCCCUGGAGCUGGGCCAGAUGGCGGGGUUCAUCAACCCAAGGUACAGCGUGGACGAUAUCAUCUUCCUGGUUCGUGUGAUGUGCAGCGCCCAGCAAGGGAUUCCGGUGAAGCUGCUGAGAGCCCCGGUGAUCUCGGGGCCUACCAUCGGGACCACUUGGUGGGAGGAGGUAGAUGAGUGGGCAAGGCAGAUUCGUCGGUGGAUCAUCGGAUCCUCCGAGAGCUUUCACUACUUCUUGACGCACUAUCGUGGCAGGCCCUUCUUCGCGGGGCUCAGGUGGUUCGUGAUGUUCUUCGUCUACUAUGCCAUCCUUCUCUGUUGUGCAGGUCUCUUCACGGCGGCGGCUGCAAUUCCGCUCCCUGGUGCCGUCUGGCCGCACCCCUGGCUUCGAUACGCUGGAGUUGCUGCGCUGGCGAUCCAGUAUGUGGUUUUCGGCAUCGCCUUUGGUAUCGAUCGGUGUGCCGUCCGCUACAUGACCGUGAAGGAGAACGUGAGUUGCUGUCGCAACUUGCUCCACUGGCUGGUCGCACCGAUUGUGCUGCUGGUCUACAGCUUGGUGGCCUUCUAUGCCGUGGUGAAGUUCGCAUUCCGGAGCAAGAAGGAUGCAGGGCACGUCAUGGCAGCCAAGGAGGGCUUCCAGGCCGUCACAGCCGUCCUCGACCAGGCGCCCAGCGAAAGCACCGAAGCUGAGAGCUUCCACAGCCACUGCGAGCAAGUCGGCCGGCAAAAUCCCUUGGACCGGCGGCCGGUCACAGGCUUGAGAACCUGCACAAGGCCACCUUUGAGCUACGCUUCUCUGUCUUACCAGGCAGACCAUGAGGGAACCCUGUCCUUCGAAGUCCAGCAGCGUGCCAUGUCCUUUCCUCUCCACGGAGGUCCAAACCUGGGCAGUGACGGAGUGAACCGCAGCGAGGGCGAGGGCAACGAGGGCAAAGAGCUGCAAGCCACUGACAUGAACGUGUCCGAGGACGGCAAGGUGCUCUGCCACCUUCCAGACAGCUUCUACUUUGGCACCAUGAGCUUCCCAACGGCACGGGAGAGCCAGGAGACAGGGACGUCUCCCCCGCGAACGCAUCUCUAUGGACUGUGA
Messenger RNA from Symbiodinium necroappetens, 1980 nucleotides. The record is from the annotation of a GenBank genome assembly. Lineage: Eukaryota; Dinophyceae; Suessiales; Symbiodiniaceae.